AUAAACCUCAACAAACACACCAUUACCACACUGUAAAGCAAUAAAAUGCCAAGAAAAGGAAUGAGAAGCAUUUUCUUCAAACCACCACUUCCUUCCCCGUCAUCAGUCCCACCUCCCUCUCCUCUCCGCACCUUCUCAGACUCCUUAAUGCAAGAAAACAUAGAAACAGCGGAGUCACUCAUAACAAAAUGGGACUAUUCCAACGCCAAUUCCCAAUCCAAAAUCACUACGUCUCUUUUCAGUGGCACGCGCCACGAAGCCGAACAGUACCUAAAUGCCGUUAAGGGACUACAAUCCGCUAUGCAGUACCUCGUCGCACAGGAUUCCACCUCCACUUCCCUCGUGCGACCUCAGUUCUUGAUGCAACUCGCAAUGAACACGCUCGAGAAAGAGUUCUACCAGAUUUUAUCUUCUAACAGGGAACACUUGGAUCCCGAAACCGUCUCCGCCCGUUCCUCCGUCGAUCACAGAAGCAGCGUCUCCGAUUGCGACGACGAAAUAUCCGAAAAUGAGUUUCGCGUCUCCGAGACCGAGAGGGUUUCCAUGCUCGCCAUGGCCGAUUUGAAGGCCAUCGCCGAAUGUAUGAUUUCGUCUGGAUACGGCAAAGAGUGCGUCAAGGUUUACAACGUUAUGAGAAAAUCAAUCGUCGAUGAGGCACUUUACCAUCUCGGAGUGGAACGGUUGAGUUUCUCUCAGGUUCAAAAAAUGGAUUGGGAAGUGCUCGAGUUCAAGAUCAAGAGUUGGUUAAACGCCGUUAAAGUCGCCGUUGGAACUCUGUUUCACGGCGAGAGGAUCCUCUGCGAUCACGUCUUCGCUGCCGAUUCAGGGAAGAGAAUCGCCGAAUCCUGUUUCACCGAAAUUACGAAAGACGGUGCCGCGUCGCUGUUUGGAUUCCCGGAAAUGGUGGCAAAGUGCAAGAAAACGCCGGAAAAAAUGUUCAGGACUUUGGAUUUGUACGAAGCCAUCUCAGACCACUGGCCUCAAAUCCAACAUAUCUUCUCCUUCGAAUCAACUUCGAAUAUUCGCUUGCAGGCCGUUACAUCAAUGGCCAAACUCGGCGAGGCCGUUAGAACGAUGCUAACGGAUUUCGAAACCGCGAUUCAGAAGGAUUCCUCCAAGAAACCGGUACCCGGCGGUGGGGUUCACCCUCUCACGCGCUAUGUGAUGAACUACCUCACGUUCCUCGCCGAUUACAGUGGCGUGCUGGUCGAUAUAAUCGCCGAUUUGCCGCAAUCACCGAUGCCGGAAUCUUACUAUCGCAGCCCGAUGCGUGAGGAAAACACGUCGGCUUCGGAGUUAUCGGAGCGAAUCGCGUGGCUCAUACUCGUCGUGCUUUGCAAGCUCGACGGCAAAGCGGAGCUGUACAAGGACGUGGCGCUCUCUUACCUGUUUCUCGCGAAUAACAUGCAAUACGUUGUCGAAAAGGUUCGCAAAUCCAACCUAGGAUUCCUUCUCGGCGAGGAUUGGUUGGAGAAGCACGAAUUGAAGGUUGGAGAGUACGCGUCCAAGUAUGAGCGCGUAGGGUGGAGCGCGGUGUUUUCAUCGUUGCCGGAAAAUCCCGCGGCGGAGAAAGCCAGGGCCUGCUUCUUGAGGUUCAAGGCUGCGUUUCAAGAAGCGUGUAAAAAACAAAGCUCGUGGAUCGUAUCCGACCCGAAACUGCGUGACGAAAUCAAAGCGUCGAUAGCUUCGAAGUUGGCGACCAAGUACAGUGAAUUCUACGAGAAGAACCGGGUCGGGUCGGAGUCUGUCAUUAGAGUUUUACCCGAUGAAAUUGAAAAAUACUUGUCUGACAUUUUGUAUGGGAACGGCAUUGGAGAUUCGGGUAGCGUCUAGUCGACGACGUCGUCUUCUCGUCACUCCAGUCGACGGUGAAGUCGGAGAUGUCGCCGAUCAUUGAUGACGUCACCAGUCCAUUAUAUUUUUGAAAAAAAAUUAGAUUAAAUUAAGGGGCAAGAAAAUGUCCUGAGAGGCUAGAAAUGGAAAACACGACAAGAUAGAGUAUUCUUACGUGUUUACUGUAUAUCUUUGAUCUUUCAACUUGCUUACUGUAUAUGAUUUUUAUAAUUUUUUAAAACUACAAUUUAUUUAUUUUAAACUUCUAGGUUCUCUUUUUUAUUUGUUUUUCAUUCCAGCGGAAGAAGGGAAAAUUGAAGGAAGAAGUAAAUUUUUCAUUAAGAUACGCUGAACUCGAUCCGGGUUUUACAGCUCAUUCACAGUAACAAUCCUUUUAAAACGGUGUAAAUUUUUGUAUUGAAAGCAUAUAUAAAUGAUGCAUUAAUAAUUGAUAUAGGUAUUACGGUAAGAAAAUUAUACUUACCAAAAUGAUAAAAUUUAAAUUCUUAAAUAGAGUGCUAUUGUAUCCAUUUUUAUUAAGUAAAAUAUUCUAU
Messenger RNA from Abrus precatorius (Indian licorice), 2387 nucleotides. RefSeq names its product exocyst complex component EXO70H1-like. Gene Ontology annotation, cellular component: exocyst. The record is from RefSeq and is a predicted model, not a curated record. Gene Ontology annotation, molecular function: phosphatidylinositol-4,5-bisphosphate binding. Lineage: Eukaryota; Viridiplantae; Streptophyta; Magnoliopsida; Fabales; Fabaceae. Bases 46 to 1833 code for a protein of 595 amino acids. The transcript has a single exon. Gene Ontology annotation, biological process: exocytosis.